Ordospora pajunii is the source of this 2166-nucleotide messenger RNA. Its product is annotated as trehalose-phosphatase. Gene Ontology annotation, biological process: trehalose biosynthetic process. NCBI's taxonomy places the organism in Eukaryota, Fungi, Microsporidia, Ordosporidae. The coding region runs from base 1 to 2166 and encodes 721 amino acids. Gene Ontology annotation, molecular function: trehalose-phosphatase activity. Gene Ontology annotation, cellular component: cytosol. The transcript has a single exon. The record is from RefSeq and is a predicted model, not a curated record.
AUGAAGGUCAUCAUAGUUAGUGAUGAGCUGCCGAUAUUUGCGUCUCACACAGAUGCAGACAUAGCAAUCAAGCAGUCUAUGUCUGAAAUACUGAAGAACAUUCCGCAUAGGGACAAGUCCAGCAAAAUACAGAUUGAGUUUUCCGAGGUAAGCGCCGACUCAAUCCGUAUGUUUGCAAAGCCGCACUUUAUGUCGGUCGAUAUGCUAGAUGAUCAUGACUUGUGGUUUGUGGGCCGCCUUGGGCUUUCGAACCACCGAUGCUUUACAGAGGAUGAGCUCUCAGUGAUCGGAAAUGCGAUGAAAAGGUACAAAUGCUACCCUGUGUUUGAAGAUCAAGCGUAUUAUUCAGAUCUGAUACGAAGGACUCUUGAAGGGCAUACAUAUGAUCUUGUGCAGAAGAGCCUUGACCAUGCAUUGCUGUUUGAUCAGUAUGUGGAUUACAAUUCGAAGUGCUGCGAAAAAGUGAUGGAGAUCUAUGAAGAAGGCGAUGUAGUGUGGAUACAGGACAUUGGCUUGCUUCUUCUUCCUGAGAUGAUGAAGGAUGUGCCUGUAGGAAUAUCUUUUGCAAAUCCCUUUUCAUCGCUUUUCAGGUGUAUCCCGUUUUGGGAGCGGCUCUUGUUGUCUAUGCUGUGCAGCAAAUACAUUGAGUUCAAUAAUAAGGAGUCGAAGGCAUGCUUUGAUCUUCUAGUCUCACAGAAGGCUGGAUUUGUUGCAGGAAACCCCGAAUACAAGGAUCUGAGUCUGCCGUUGGUUAGAGUUGGAAGGCGUGGGCUCGACAAGGAUGCGGUUCUUGAGUGCCUGCCAACGGUAUCUGAUGGAGAGUGCCAAUCUAAUAAGCGAGAAAAGAUGAUUGUUGUUCCGUCUGAUUCUCAAGCACAUCUUCUUGGGAUUGAAUCGUACCUUUCAUGCCAUAAAGAAGAAGUCACUGUUGUUUUUCUGAGCAUACGGCCUGUUAAGCUCGAUGGAUUGACCGAGGUCAUGAGACUUGGGCAGUAUCUUGAGGUGAACUACAAUGUGACUAGAAGAGUUUUUGUGCCAACAAGCGAUCUUGAGCUUUUGUCGCUGCUGAAGGCCUGUGAUGUGUGCUAUUGCCCAGAAGUUGCUGAUUUGUGCUUGUUCCUGGGUGUUCCUGUUAUUCAGAGUAAUGUGUAUGAUUUCAUGCAGGUUGCCAGAGAAAUCAGAGAGAAGAUCAAUGGCGAAACAGAUGAAGAGCGGAGAGAUCUGCACAUGUGCAAUGACAUUCCCUCGAAGAUGGAGUGGAAAGAGCACUUCAUAAGGAAUCUGUUGUAUGCAUCAGGCAUUAACUAUGUGAUUGAUUUGAAUCCGAAGGAUCUGAAAGUACGGCGGUCGUUGGAGAUGGUACAACAAGCAGAUAUUCCUGUGGGCAAGAGCUGCUCCAGAAACAGAGGAGAAAUGCAGCAUGCAACAAGCAUAAAUCCUGACGAUGAUGAUGAUUCCGUCAUUAUAAAAAUGAUAAACGAUUUCAAGAGCAGUAGGACAAAGACAUUGGUGCUGGAUUACGAUGGAACUAUUACUGACAUUGUUGCGUAUCCUCCGAUGGCCGCACCCACACAGGAAAUAAAAGAACUGUUGGUAAACCUUAGCAAGGUGUGCAGAGUGGUGAUAUCCACUGGAAGAAGUACUGAAGAUUCUGAUCUUUUUUUCCCGAAGGAACUCGAGGUGUUUGCAGAGCAUGGAGCAUGCCACAGAGUAGACGGACAGUGGAGGCAGCGAGUGUCGUUUCCACAGAAGGAGCUUGCAUUCAAAAUAGCACAAUUUUUCUUGCAGCGAACGCCUGGGUCUGAGCUUGAAAGCAAGAAGACAGGAUAUGCAUUCCAUUACCGAAAUGUCUCUCCCCUAAUUGGUGUAAAGCAAGCCAAGGCACUCUUCUCGUUGCUUAAGCAGGCAUUUGGAGACUGCGUCAAGGAAGGAAACCACAUAGUUGAGAUUAGAAACGGAAAAAAGUCAUUUGCAAUGGAGACUGUUGAGGACGGAUUUAUUCUAUGUGUCGGAGACGAUGUUGCAGAUGAAGAAAUGUUUGAAGUGUGUAAAGGAUACACAGUAAAAGUCGGGAAAGACAAAGACGACUUACAGACAUUAUCUGCUGCAUAUGAGAUUACAAAUCCAAAGAGCUUUAGAAAACUUCUUCAACGAUUUCUUGAGUGA